This is a messenger RNA of Melanotaenia boesemani (Boeseman's rainbowfish), 5119 nucleotides long. RefSeq names its product insulin-degrading enzyme. Bases 166 to 3102 code for a protein of 978 amino acids. The transcript is spliced from 25 exons. Gene Ontology annotation, molecular function: metalloendopeptidase activity; metal ion binding. Gene Ontology annotation, cellular component: peroxisomal matrix; cytosol; mitochondrion. Gene Ontology annotation, biological process: peptide catabolic process. NCBI's taxonomy places the organism in Eukaryota, Metazoa, Chordata, Actinopteri, Atheriniformes, Melanotaeniidae. The record is from RefSeq and is a predicted model, not a curated record.
UCAAGUAUAUGUUAUGAUUAUUAUUUUUAUUGUGUGUCCCAUUUGUAAAUUUAAUUGUUGAAUUGAUCAGUUGCAUCGCAUCAUUAUAGUACGCUCUGGGCUCAACUGCCAGUGGCUGUUUAAAGAUGGCGCCGUAAAAGGCUGGUGUCAUCUUUACCAGUCAGAAUGACUGAUCCAGCUGUGAAGAGGGUGGUCAGUGAUAUAAUUCGGUCUCCAGAGGACAAAAGGGUUUACAGGGGCCUGGAGUUUACCAAUGGCUUGAAGGCAAUGCUCAUCAGCGAUCCAACUACAGACAAAUCCUCAGCUGCUUUGGAUGUCCACAUAGGUUCACUAUCAGACCCAGAGAACAUCUCAGGCCUGGCGCACUUUUGUGAGCACAUGCUGUUCCUGGGAACACAGAAGUAUCCUAAGGAGAAUGAAUACAGCCAGUUUCUCAGUGAACACGCAGGCAGCUCCAAUGCAUUUACCAGUGGGGAGCAUACCAACUAUUACUUUGAUGUGUCACAUGAGCACUUGCAAGGAGCUCUUGACAGGUUUGCACAGUUCUUCCUAUGCCCUCUGUUUGAUGAGAGCUGUAAGGACCGGGAGGUCAAUGCUGUGGACUCUGAGCAUGAAAAGAACCUGAUGAAUGAUGCCUGGAGGCUUUUUCAACUAGAGAAGGCCACAGGCAACCCAAACCACCCCUUCAGUAAAUUUGGAACAGGUAACAAAUUGACACUUGAGACCAGACCAUCUAAAGAUGGGAUCGACGUCCGUCAAGAGCUCCUGAAAUUUCACUCUACAUAUUACUCCUCUAACCUCAUGGGACUGUGUGUGUUAGGAAGAGAGUCGCUUGAUGAGCUGACGUCCAUGGUGGUAAAAUUAUUCGGUGAAGUUGAAAACAAGAAUGUGCCUGUCCCAGAAUUUCCUGAGCACCCUUUCCAGGAAGUGCACCUCAAACAAUUCUACAAAGUGGUCCCUAUCAAAGACAUAAGAAACUUGUAUGUGACGUUCCCCAUCCCAGACCUGCAGAAGUACUAUAAAUCUAACCCAGGACAUUAUCUGGGACACCUUAUUGGUCAUGAAGGACCUGGAAGUUUGUUGUCUGAGCUGAAAUCAAAAGGCUGGGUGAACACACUCGUUGGAGGGCAAAAAGAAGGAGCCAGAGGAUUCAUGUUCUUUAUAAUCAAUGUUGAUUUGACUGAGGAGGGUCUUUUGCACGUGGAGGACAUCAUCUUCCACAUGUUCCAGUACAUCCAGAAACUGCGCACUGAGGGGCCUCAAGAAUGGGUGUUUGAAGAGUGCAAAGAUUUAAGCAAAGUUGCCUUCAGGUUCAAGGACAAGGAGCGACCCCGUGGCUACACCUCCAAAGUGGCUGGUCUGCUUCAUUACUACCCUCUUGAAGAAGUCUUAGCAGCAGAGUACCUUCUGGAGGACUUCAGGCCAGAUCUGAUUGAGAUGGUGCUUAAUAAUCUGAGGCCAGAAAACGUGAGAGUUGCAGUGGUGUCCAAGUCAUUUGAGGGUCAAACAGACAGGACCGAGGAGUGGUACGGCACACAGUACAAACAGGAAGACAUCUCUGAGGAGACCAUCAAGAAAUGGGCAAAUGCAGACCUCAAUGGCAAGUUCAAAUUACCCAUGAGAAACGAGUUCAUCCCCACCAACUUUGAGAUCUACCCUCUGGAGAAAGACUCUCCUUCAGUUCCCACUUUAAUCAAGGACACAGCUAUGAGCAAGGUGUGGUUCAAGCAAGAUGACAAAUUCUUUCUUCCCAAGGCAUGCCUGAACUUUGAGUUCUUCAGCCCGUUUGCAUAUGUGGACCCAUUGCAUUGUAAUAUGGCAUAUUUGUACCUGGAGCUCCUCAAGGACUCCCUCAACGAGUAUGCAUAUGCAGCCGAGCUAGCUGGCUUGAACUAUGAUCUCCAAAAUACCGUCUAUGGGAUGUAUCUGUCUGUCAAAGGCUACAGUGAUAAACAGCACAUCCUGCUGAAGAAGAUCGUUGAGAAGAUGGCUACCUUUGAGAUCGAUGAGAAGCGCUUUGACAUCAUCAAGGAAGCUUACAUGAGGUCUCUGAAUAACUUCAGAGCCGAGCAGCCUCACCAGCACGCUAUGUACUACCUCCGUCUACUAAUGACUGAGGUCGCUUGGACCAAAGAUGAACUCAGAGAGGCCCUCGAUGAUGUAACUCUCCCACGCCUCAAGGCCUUCAUACCUCAGCUACUGUCACGGCUACAUAUUGAAGCCCUUCUCCAUGGCAACAUCACCAAAGAGUCUGCUCUUGGCAUGAUGCAAAUGGUGGAGGACACGCUCAUUGAGCAUGCUCACACAAAGCCCCUUCUACCGAGCCAGCUGAUUCGCUACAGAGAGGUGCAGGUUCCAGACGGUGGCUGGUAUGUUUACCAGCAAAGGAAUGAGGUUCACAACAACUGUGGUAUAGAGAUCUACUACCAGACAGACAUGCAGACCACCAAUGACAACAUGCUGCUGGAGCUGUUCUGCCAGAUCAUCUCUGAACCCUGCUUCAACACGCUGAGAACCAAAGAACAACUGGGUUACAUUGUGUUCAGUGGGCCCCGGCGGGCUAACGGGGUGCAAGGUCUGCGCUUUAUUAUCCAGUCAGAGAAGGCACCCCACUACCUGGAGAGCCGGGUGGAGGCCUUCCUCAGCACCAUGGAGAAGGCUGUGGAGGACAUGAGUGAAGAAGCCUUCCAGAAACACAUCCAGGCCUUGGCCAUCCGCCGCCUGGACAAACCUAAGAAGCUGUCUGCUGAGUGCGCCAAAUACUGGGGCGAGAUCAUCUCUCAGCAGUAUAAUUUCGACAGAGAUAACAUUGAAGUAGCACAUAUGAAGACGUUGACUAAAGAAGACAUAAUGCUUUUCUACAGAGAUCGGCUGACAGUCGAGGCCCCGAAGAGACACAAGGUGUCCGUGCAUGUCCUGUCCAGAGAGAUGGACUCCUGUCCAGUAGUGGGAGAGUUUCCUGCUCAGAAUGAUGUCAACUUGGCUCCUGCUCCUUCCCUGCCACAGCCCACGUUGGUUCAGGACAUGACGGAGUUUAAGAGAAGCCUGCCUCUGUUCCCUUUGCCCAAACCGCACAUCAACUUCAUGGCUGCUAAACUGUGAGCGAGACCUUCAGCAGCGGCGCGCGGUGGUGGGAGGGGCAUCAGCGAAAUGCCGCCCUGCUCUGUUUCCAACCUAACCACAUCCCUCCCACUUUACCCGCUCCUCCCACCUGGAAGAUGUUCAUCUAACUGAGCACGCAUGAGUGUGUUUGUUUGUGUGAGUGCAUGUGAAUGCGCGUGUAGCAGGCCGCAGCCACUAAAGGAGAUGCUUGGUAACAAAAAAAGAGUCACAAAGUUAUAAAGUGGUUGUUUAAAAUAGCUGUGAUAACGGUAGAGGUCUCACCUGACUCACCUCAUGUUAAGUCUCUGAAAGGAGACGCAGCACUCACAUGCUUCAAAGUACCGCGUCGGCUGUCGUAGAAGAAGUAGAACAUUUUUAAAAAAACGAGGGCCAAGAUCCCUUUACACAGGAGCUUCACAGUAGGAGGCGUUUUGUUUGAUUUCUUCAGAUGCUGCUUUGAGAUUGGGGUGUGUGUGAUGAAAUGGGGGGUGUUGUAGAGGUUUAGGUGAGGGUUUUAUUUCUUGGUUUGGUAUGUUUGCCAUGUAACUUCUGAAAACUUACUGAAAACGUUAUCACAGAAGACUCAAUCUGAGAAAGUUUUAUUCAGGCGUAUGCAUUUUUCAAAACCUUAUUAUGGUUUUAAUCCCUACUUGAUAUGAAAUGUUCUUGCCCGUAAACUGGUAAAAUGUUGGGAGCCUUUGAGGAGCUUUUUUCUUUCUUUUUUAAUCACUUAACAUACAAUCGUUCUCGUGAGUUAAAGGUUUUUAUCGCAUUUCACAGUAGUGUGUGAUUCAAGCACCUCAGGGGAAACUCCAUGCUGGUAUUAUUUUUAAAUAUUUUAUUGGUAAUAAAAAUGAAACACUCUACAUAAAUUUAGAUUUGUUCUUUGUUCACUUUAACAAAUAUGAUCCAGCAGCUGUGGUGAGCUCUGGGGAGAUUUAUUUACACUGUGCAUCUGGAUGCGAGACUCCCUGCAGCUUGUGCCUUUUUUAAAAUAAAAAGGGGGAGGGGGGGGCAGAGUUUUAGUUUGAAUACCGGUCUGACAUGAGGGAGGGGGCAGAAACCUGCAGGAUUUAACUGGUGGAUGUGCACUGGCUCAGAAAAAUUAUUGCAUUUUUUUCUGUUGAUGUCAAAAGGUUUUUUUUUUUUUUUUUUAAAUUGGUAUAGAAGCUCCAGUUUACUUUUUCCUGAAUAUAUGCAUUUCUCAUUAAGCAAUAAACUAAAUACUCUAGGAUGAACGUGGCUCUGCUGAGUAGCUGCAGCAGCUGGAUGGAGACAGACCGCUCAGAACCGACUGCCCUCUGAGCGGUCGGUGACGAUGGCGACAUCAGCGUCGUGCAAGCGUGACCUGCUCUCUCAGGUACUAACAGUCUUUAGCAGUAUAAAAACCACAGCUUCUGGAGCUGCCAACCACUAUUUAACCACUUUUUUAAACCCCCCCCCCCCCCCACCCCACCGUACUUCCUCUCAGGCAGAUUUAAUUGCAGACACAUGCUGCUGCUCAGUUUUAAAGGAUUAAAUCAGGUUGGAUUAACUAUGAUUGUGCUUUAUCAUGAGCUUCUUCACUGUUUUCCAGCAUUUUACUACAUCUAAACCAGGUCAAAACCACUUCAAGUUUCUUCUUCGUUGAAAGGCACUAUUUUCCUUGUGGGCAAAACCCAAAGACAACCAGCAGAAGUAUGCCUUAGGCAGGCUCACGCCCACAGGCAGUAGCUGGACAGCAUCUGAGGGCAGUGACAAAGCAGUUUUUUUUUUUUUUUUUCCAGUGUUCAAGAAACUAGCAACGUUACAUAUCAGGCUUCAGUAGGGCCAUGCACUGUUAAUCUUGUGAAGUAUUUAGUGAGUGGUUUACAUUUAAAAAAAUCACUUUUCUUACAUUUCUGAAUGUCUUCAGCAACAGGACUGAUUAGCUGGUUCUGUUUGGGUUUUAUGGGUCGGUGGAAAGUGCUGAUGUUUUAAGUUUGUGGUCUUUUAUGUCUCCUGUGUGUUUCUAAUUAAUAAACAGAAUGGAACCGUG